Molecule: messenger RNA, 1838 nt
Organism: Atta colombica
Lineage: Eukaryota; Metazoa; Arthropoda; Insecta; Hymenoptera; Formicidae
Exons: 1
Coding region: 201-1838 (545 amino acids)
Source: RefSeq, a predicted model, not a curated record
UCGGCGACGAGCGACAAGCUAUAUCCCAUCAUCGGCGGUAGUUAUUGCGCCCUGCGCCGCGUGAUCGUAAGCUCGCAGGAGGACGCUCGGCGAAACGUCGGCGGUGAAGCGGCGGCGGCGGCGGCGACGGCGGUAGACAGAAGAAGGGAGGACAGCCGACGGCUCAUGGCCGAGGACAUUUUUCCGUUAGCACCAACGAGAUGCGUAACGCGGACGUGCAAUCAAACGCAAGAGGCUUUCGCGUCCCAGCUACCAUAACUUUACGAGAAUGCAGCGUCGUCAUCAUCGGAAGUACAUGCAGAAUAUGCGGCAGGGACUUCAAAUGCGAAAGCGACGUCGCUCUGCACACGCGAUGGCGACACAAUGGAGCUAUAAGAUCGCUAAUGGGCAUCCUGGAUCAUUCCGAGAUGAAUCUCGAGGAUAUCAGCCAGAGAUGCGACGUGUGCGACAUGACUUUUGGGAUCGUUUCGGAUCUGAGAUUCCACAAGCGACUGAUACACAAACAUGUGAUCAAGAACAGAGGAAAACGCCGAAAGGAGAUGGUACGCAUAAAAUUCAAACUGAACGGUGUGACGACGACAGACGUGAAUCUAGAUCGGAGAUACAUCGAGAACAGUCUCGGGUGUCUCGUCAAUGUUUGCGAAACUUCGGAUUCCCUUAAAAAUGAAAGACGUCAAGAUGACUGCGCUAGGAAUAUUGAUUUGUCUCUCCCGAACCAUGUUGUGGACAAGAGUCAUAUGCAAUACAGUAUACGGCCCCACGAAGCUGCGAAUCGAUACAUUGUAGGUAAAUUCGCGUCUACCAAAGACGACACGAUAGCUAGUUGCACCGCCGAAGUGGGGAAGAGUCUCGUAGAGAUCUCGAAUACGCCGCACAAAGACGCAAUCCCCGUUAGCGACAAUACAUGCCAAGGGAACAAAGAUCAUUGCUAUCUUGAUUCUCAAACUGCGACAGACGUGCUUAUCGAAACUUUUUCUAAUAGCGUCCCCGAUAAAGAAAAUUCGCGAAGGAUAAACGAGUUGGAAAGAAGAAACAUGUAUUGUCAGAGCGAGAUUUUACUUGGUGACGAUCAUGACGAUACCGAAGUUCUUCUCGCCUGUCAAUCAAAAGCGUUCGACGAAUCUAUGUUUAAACAAAAUUCUCGGUCCAGCGAAUGUCCUCGCUAUUCUGUCAGAUGGUUUGAUGAAGUUGUAGGGACCAAAGAAACCACUGGGUUGGCCAAUUCUGUAGUAGAUUCUAUGGAGAUAACAAGUGAUAGUAAUAACAAUGGAAAGAGUUAUGAUCUUAAUACAGAUGCAACGAUGCGUUUAUUUCCUUCGUUAUCUCUACCGGGCAAAAAAACCGAGCCGUCGAAAGCUAAUUCGAACGUUGAUGACGACGUGCAGGAAGUACUGCGAAUAAUAAGAGGAAAUACACAAAGCGAUAUCAAUCACGAAUCACCUAAUCGCAUUGAAAGAGAGAUGCUAGUUCAAAACGUUGUAAGCGACACAUUUACGUUGCCUUCGCAGUUGAAGCCGAGCAUUUAUCCAGAAAAAUACAGCGUCGCGUUUACGAAUUUUGAACCGUCCGAUUAUUCACCAUUUAUGACUGUGACUGAAAGCGAUUAUCAAUUUUUGGCAAAUUCAUUUGAUAAAAAGUUGGGUAUUUAUUUCGAAGAUUUGCAGCGUUAUGGGAUCGAACUCUACAACGAUUUACCGGAAAUGAAUAACAACUUGGAAAAAUACUGGGUAUAUGCUCCACCAGUAUAUCCUCGGGACACACAUCAAGAUUUCUUUGAAACAUGGAAGCAAUCGGACGAUCUGCCAUAUAUCAGUGGAUUGAAAGUGAAUAACAAUUAA